UCGUCCACGGACGAUGGGUUGCUACUCUAUAAAUAGAGACCCAAAUCAGUCAAACUGCCCUCAAAUAGCAGUUCUCGUUGGAGAUUUUCAGAUUAUUGGGUCGUCAAGAUGGCACGUACUAAGCAAACUGCUCGUAAGUCCACUGGCGGCAAGGCUCCUAGGAAACAGCUUGCCACCAAGGCUGCCCGCAAGUCAGCCCCUACUACAGGAGGUGUGAAGAAGCCUCACAGAUACCGUCCUGGAACUGUUGCUCUUCGAGAAAUCCGCAAGUACCAAAAGAGUACUGAACUCCUCAUCAGGAAACUUCCAUUCCAGAGGCUUGUUCGUGAAAUUGCUCAGGAUUUCAAGACUGAUUUGCGAUUCCAGAGCCAUGCUGUUUUGGCAUUGCAAGAGGCAGCAGAAGCAUACCUCGUUGGUUUGUUUGAGGAUACCAAUCUAUGUGCUAUCCAUGCGAAGCGUGUUACCAUAAUGCCAAAAGACAUUCAGCUAGCCCGGAGAAUCCGCGGUGAAAGAGCUUAGAAGUUCAAAUGUCCUGCAAGGCCAGCUGAUUAUUCAUGAUUGGAUAGUGGAUAUGUCUGUAUUAGGAUCUUAUGUUUUGUUUGUCCGUUCUUAUUUUGCAUGUCCGAGUGGGUUAGUCAUAGGUUUGUUGUAGGGGUACUAAAUUGGGAAUGACUGGGUGGGUAUAGUGGGAUAUUGAUAUUAAACCCUGAACAAUCUGAAUGUUUGAUAAAUAUGUUGUUUCUGUGCA
Manihot esculenta (cassava) is the source of this 748-nucleotide messenger RNA. Its product is annotated as histone H3.3. Gene Ontology annotation, cellular component: nucleosome. Bases 109 to 519 code for a protein of 136 amino acids. The record is from RefSeq and is a predicted model, not a curated record. NCBI's taxonomy places the organism in Eukaryota, Viridiplantae, Streptophyta, Magnoliopsida, Malpighiales, Euphorbiaceae. Gene Ontology annotation, molecular function: protein heterodimerization activity; DNA binding; structural constituent of chromatin. The transcript has 5 exons.